CGAUCAUAUGAUCAGUCAAUUCUCUUCAAUAUUAUAGUAUUUAUGCAGUGACUUUCAUUUACUCGAUCCAGAUCCCUGGAACAGCCUGGAACCGGCACCUUUUUGGCUUCUCGCAGCUGUUUCACCCACCAUGGAGCUACAGCUGGUGCCAUGGAGCCAGUGGGGCUCUCCCCUGCCGAGCACCACCCGCCACCCUCCGUCUCACACGAGGCGCACGUCGAGGCCGUUGGAGCGUCCGACCAGACUCGCCAGGGCCGGACUUGUGGGAUUGAUUCUGGCGGGUGGUACUCGAAAGUCUGAGCAGACCAGGCAGCGGCAGAGGGGGAGGAUUCCAUGUUGGGCGUAUUCGGCGACCAGCUUCGCGACGUAUUUACGCUCCGACUUUGCGGCUUGGAUGGAUCGACUCAAGAAGGAAUGUCCAGAUCAUCCCUGGUGCCUCAAAGAAACCCAAGGCGGGUUGGCCGAAGUCUUCAUUAAGCAAGGCUUGGUCGUUGAAGAGAGGUUGCUCCAGUGGUUUCGCACAGCACAUCCAGAGUGGAGGAUCCUGGACCUGAGCACGUGGACAGAUGACUUGCAUCGAAAGGAGCCGAACUGGCGUGAGAUCGCGUCAAACCAUACGCUUGAAGUGUUGGAACAUGGAGAAGUGGAUGUGAUUUACCAGGCGCCCUUGUACCACGACAAGCUGGAGCUAUUUGGCAUCGCUGACUUUCUUCUUCGAAGGGGCAAGGAGUAUGUGAUCUGGGAUACGAAGUUGUCAAAGCACCCGCAAGGGGCAUAUCUGGCACAGCUUGCUUGCUAUGCGGAAAUUUUAUGCUUCUUGAUGUCUCUGGAGCCCGAAGCAGUGACCGUGGGCCUGGUCUUGGGGGAGAACGCUGAGCAUGGAACAGCUGUGGAGCUUCCUUUUUCUCAGAUCCGUGACCACUUCCUUUCUGCUUGGUCGGCCUUUGGCCGCUUCCAGCAGCGCUGGACGCCGCCGCAGUCCACGGCCGACGGUCGCACGCGGCCGGGGGUGCCGGUCUCGGUGGUGUCUGGACGGUGGGAGGAGCUGUCCAAGCAUUUGCUCAGCGAGGAGGAUGACUUGCUGUUGGUGGCUGGCAUGAAGAGUAGCCAAAGGCGGAAGCUGCGGCAGCUGGGCAUCUCGACGCUGGAGCAACUGGCGCAGUGGCCCUCUCGGAAGCUCGAGACCCUACAUGAAUGUACUGGGAUGCGCUUGUCCACUGUAGAGAUGCUUCAAAGACAGGCCAAGCUACAGUAUCGUUCGCGCUCUACCAUCCGACCGGCCUCAGAAGUGCUGCCCAGUGUUGCUAAGACCUUGGCAAAGCUGCCAGAGGAUGAUGGAGGCGAUCUCUUCCUCGACUUGGAGGGCAUGGCUUUGUUCAAAGACCCCUACUUCCUAAAUUAUCUCAUUGGGAUCAGCUUACGUGACGGAAGCUAUUUGGAGUGGUGGUCUCACAGACUGGAAGAUGAAGCACAAAGUUUCCAAAAGGUUCUGGACUAUGUGUUCAAUCGACGAAAGGAGUAUCCAGAUAUGCAUGUCUACUGCUAUGGACACUACGAAGCUGGUGCCUUCCGACGUACUGCAAGGCGGUUGUCAGAUGAAUACCAAGCAAUGACCGAGGAGUUUUUGGAGAAGCUUUUGGUGGACUUGUUGCCAGUGGUGAAAGGAUCUAUUGCCUUGGGUCUUCCGGGAUACGGAUUGAAGAACGUGGAGAAGAUGUACCAGAAACCGCGGAGCACGGACGUGAGCAUAGCUGUGGACUCCAUGGUGGCAUAUGCGAAAUGGACCGAAGAACGCGAGCAUGGGCAUCCGCAUCCCGAGCUGUUGCGGCACAUCGCCGAGUACAACCGCGCAGACUGCGAAUCGACCCUGCACCUCCUGACCUGGCUCCGGAAGAGAUGCGCAAAGGCGGCGGCAAAGGUUCAUGCAACUCCACCCAAGCAACCGAACGAAGUCAGAAAGAAAGGACGGUGCUUUAAAGGCCAAGAUUUGCCUCUGUGUGGAAGGAGUAGGAACGCUGCUUCUUGUGCAAGCAAAGCCGGUAAAGCGGCUAAAGCUCCAAAGACGAAGACAUUGGUGAAGGCCACAGACGAAAUGGGCAAAGCUUUGGAAGACUUCCAGAAACUGGUCGAUGAGCGCUGUGCACAGGACCGCUGUGCGGAGCGGUCCUCGCACACUUUCCCAACCGAGAUGAGCGUGGCCUGCAAGUAGCACAGACGAGUGCGGCCGAUUGCGAGCAAUUAGAGUUGUUGGUUCCAGCACACGACAGUCAUGUUGGUGCUGAUUUGUUCUCUGCAGCUGGGGACUGUACAGGGGGCCGUGCCAGAGACGCUGAACAUCUGAUCUGGGGUCAA
Durusdinium trenchii is the source of this 2352-nucleotide messenger RNA. The record is from the annotation of a GenBank genome assembly. Lineage: Eukaryota; Dinophyceae; Suessiales; Symbiodiniaceae.